Camellia sinensis is the source of this 1724-nucleotide messenger RNA. Lineage: Eukaryota; Viridiplantae; Streptophyta; Magnoliopsida; Ericales; Theaceae. The record is from RefSeq and is a predicted model, not a curated record.
GCCCAUUUGUGCAGACGCACAUCCUGUUGUGAAUAAUUUGGUCCUUAUUUGUUCAAUGAAUGAACGAGUGUAUGAUCUGUUUAUAUUUGGUUGAUAGGAAAAGGAAAAGGAAAAGGAAGCGGAAUGGGGAGAAAGAAGAGUGUAGGAGAUCUGAAGAAAGUUGAUUUGAAAGGAAAGAGAGUGUUUGUGAGGGUUGAUCUCAACGUUCCUUUGGAUGACAAUUUCAACAUCACCGAUGAUACCCGCAUCCGAGCUGUUGUCCCAACCAUCAACUACUUGAUGCCUCAUGCUUCCAAACUCAUCCUCUGUUCCCAUCUGGGACGCCCAAAGGGUGUCACACCAAAGUAUAGCUUGAAGCCUCUUGUGCCUAGGCUGUCUGAGCUUCUUGGUGUUGAGGUCAAGAUGGCAAAUGACUGUAUUGGUGAAGAAGUUCAGAAAAUGGUGGCUAAACUACCAGAAGGGGGUGUUCUUCUUCUGGAAAAUGUGAGGUUCUACAAGGAGGAAGAGAAGAAUGAUCCUGAAUUUGCAAAGAAGCUGGCAUCCCUUGCAGACCUCUAUGUGAAUGAUGCAUUUGGCACUGCUCAUAGAGCACAUGCUUCCACAGAGGGAGUGGCUAAGUAUUUGAAGCCUGCUGUUGCCGGAUUCCUUAUGCAGAAGGAACUCGAUUAUUUAGUUGGAGCUGUGUUGAACCCCAUGAGGCCUUUUGCUGCCAUUGUUGGAGGCGCCAAGGUAUCGAGUAAGAUUGGUGUGAUUGAGUCUUUGUUGGAGAAGGUUGACAUGCUCUUGCUAGGUGGAGGUAUGAUUUUUACAUUUUACAAGGCCCAAGGGUACUCAGUUGGAUCCUCCCUAGUCGAGGAAGACAAGCUUGACCUUGCCACAUCACUUCUCGCGAAGGCUAAGGCUAAAGGGGUGUCUUUAAUGCUCCCUUCUGAUGUGGUUGUUGCUGACAAGUUUGCCGCUGAUGCCAACAGUAAGAUUGUCCCAGCAUCUGGUAUUCCUGAUGGUUGGAUGGGAUUGGACAUUGGGCCUGAUUCCAUCAAGGUCUUUGGUGAAGCAUUGGAUACCACCAAAACCAUUAUUUGGAAUGGACCUAUGGGAGUGUUUGAAUUUGAAAAGUUUGCAGCAGGAACAGAGGCCAUGGCAAAGAAACUGGCAGAUCUCACUGGCAAGGCGGUGACGACAAUAAUUGGAGGAGGCGACUCUGUUGCAGCUGUUGAGAAGUAUGGGCUUGCAGACAAGAUAAGUCACAUCUCAACUGGAGGUGGUGCCAGCUUGGAACUUCUCGAGGGAAAAUCACUCCCCGGAGUUCUUGCCCUUGAUGAUGCUUGAGUAACGCAUGGUUCCCGUUCCCGUUUAUUGUGUGUCUUUUGUUGAUGCUUUAUAUCUGGGGUGGUUUUUGAUCAGAGCGGAUUCGAAUCAUAAUGGACUUGAACUUUGUAGAGUAAUAGAUCAAGUUUGAAUAAAGUUGAUUGUAGUGGGAUUGAUCGAUUUGCUAGGCAAAUGUGAAUCUUCCGUUUGGUGAAAGAGUUGUUACUGAUUCAGCUUAGGUUGGUUGUUUUGAAAAAAGCACCCCCCCCCAACUGACUCAGAAUAAUUUGGUGUAGCCUACUGGUAACCUGAUUGAACUCAUUAGCAUGUUUGUGCAUAAUUUAUGGGUAUUGCACUAUCCAUUUCCAUUUGUCUUAAUUAAAUCAAAUGGGCUCAGUCGGUCCAUGGAGAAAAAA